Neurospora hispaniola is the source of this 1630-nucleotide messenger RNA. RefSeq lists its product as uncharacterized. Gene Ontology annotation, cellular component: cytoplasm; cytosol; nucleus. Gene Ontology annotation, molecular function: Hsp70 protein binding; ATP binding. Gene Ontology annotation, biological process: response to heat; protein refolding. The transcript has 4 exons. Lineage: Eukaryota; Fungi; Ascomycota; Sordariomycetes; Sordariales; Sordariaceae. The record is from RefSeq and is a predicted model, not a curated record. Bases 104 to 1348 code for a protein of 414 amino acids.
UCCCCAUAUCCGUCAUUGUCAUCGGAACUGAUUGUCCAGAGCUUUCCGAAUUCCCAGAACAUUUUUUCCACACAUAUCCACAUAACUAGACCAGACAGUCAAGAUGGUCAAGGAAACAAAGCUCUACGAGACUCUUGGAGUCAGCCCAGAUGCCACUGAGGCGCAAUUGAAGAAGGCAUACAAGACCGGUGCCCUUAAGUACCACCCAGACAAAAACGCCAACAACCCGGCUGCCGAGCAGAAGUUCAAGGAGAUUUCUCACGCAUACGAAAUUCUUUCCGAUUCCCAAAAACGCGCCAUCUACGAUCAGUAUGGCGAGGCUGGUCUUGAGGGUGGCGCCGGUGCCGGUGGCGGCAUGGCUGCCGAGGACCUGUUCGCUCAGUUCUUCGGCGGCGGUGGCUUCGGCGGCGGUCUCGGUGGUAUGUUCGGCGGUAUGAACCAGCAGCGUGCCCCCGCGAAGGCUAAGACUAUUCAUCACACCCACCACGUCUCGCUUGAGGAUAUCUACCGCGGCAAGAUCUCCAAGCUGGCCCUUCAGCGGUCAAUCCUCUGCCCCAAGUGCGAGGGUCGCGGCGGUAAGGAAGGUGCCGUCAAGCGGUGUGCUGGCUGCGACGGUCAAGGUACCAAGAUCAUGAUGAGGCAGAUGGGCCCCAUGAUUCAGCGCUUCCAGACCGUCUGCCCUGACUGCAAUGGCGAAGGCGAGGUAAUCAAGGAGAAGGAUCGUUGCAAGCAGUGCAAUGGCAAGAAGACCGUUGUCGAUCGCAAGGUCCUCCACGUUCACGUUGACCGUGGUGUUAAGAGCGGCACCAAGGUCGAGUUCCGUGGUGAGGGUGACCAAGCACCUGGCAUUCUCCCCGGUGACGUUGUCUUCGUCAUCGAGCAGAAGCCCCAUCCCCGCUUCACCCGUCAGGAUGAUGAUCUUCUUUACAAGUGCGAGAUCGAUCUCGUGACCGCCCUUGCCGGUGGAACCAUUUACAUCGAGCAUCUUGAUGAGCGCUGGUUGAGCGUUGACAUCCAGCCCGGCGAGGCUAUUGCGCCCAACUCCGUCAAGAUGAUUCGUGGCCAGGGUAUGCCCUCCUACCGCCACCACGAUUACGGCAACAUGUAUAUCCAGUUUUCCGUCAGGUUCCCCGAGAAGAACUGGACUCAGGAUCCCGCUGCCUUCGAGGCUCUUCGCAAGUACCUCCCGGCCCCCGCUGUUGUCAACGUACCCCCUCAGGAUGCUAUGACCGAGCCAGCAGAAUUGGAGGAUGUCGAGGGCAACGGAGCCGGCCGUGGCUUCUCCAACAGCCCUAUGGAGGAGGAUGACGAGCCUCAGGCCGAACGCGUACAGUGCGCCUCGCAGUAAGCGAGUUAAAUGGGCGGGGAAGCAGUACCAACCUUAUCCAUUAUUCGACGAUAAAUUGCGGCACAAGCGACGGUCCAACAAAACGUGCCAUGCACGACAUUGUUUGAGACUUGCUAUGGAGGCUGAAUGAUUUGCAACGAUUCUUAAUCAUUUCAUGUCUCCUGUUCCCAUGAUCAUCCUUAACGAAGCAAAUAUACCCGAUUACUCGACCCAUUAUCGAGUAUUGCACAUUUGACGAGGCACGAUAUUCGAGGGGCCGACAAAAGGAAGAGUUGGAGAAAG